Menidia menidia (Atlantic silverside) is the source of this 4369-nucleotide messenger RNA. Lineage: Eukaryota; Metazoa; Chordata; Actinopteri; Atheriniformes; Atherinopsidae. The record is from the annotation of a GenBank genome assembly.
UGUGUGUGUGUGUGUAUUUUUUUUUCCUGAGGGGGGGCUUGUUUAAGGAAGAAAGUGGAUGUACCACCAGUGGGACUUUUCCGAAGGAGAAUCUCGGCGGAAAGUUUCGUAUCUGCGUUUUUUUUAAAUCCUCCGGCGCGUCGAGGCAGAGCUGGUGGUAAUGCAGUGAGGAGCGACUUUUUCGGGGGGAUAACACGCAGGGCAGGGGGCUGGAGCCCUCUCACCGCCUCGACGCUAUGCCGUGGGUCAGCGGCGGUAAGCGGCGAGAAAGCUCGGAGCUGCCGCUGCCCGCGGGCUGGGAGGAAGCCCGGGACUACGACGGCAGGGUGUUUUUCAUCGACCACAACACCCGGCAAACGUCGUGGAUUGACCCCAGGGAUAGGAUCACCAAACCGCUGACGUUUGCUGACUGUGUUGGAGAUGAACUGCCUCUGGGGUGGGAGGAAGUUUAUGAUCAGCAAGUGGGUGUUUACUACAUCGACCACAUUAACAAGACCACCCAGAUUGAGAACCCGCGGACGCAAUGGCGGCAGGAGCAGGAGCGCAUGCUGAAGGAGUACCUCGUGGUGGCCCAGGAGGCCCUCAAAGCAAAGAAGGAGAUGUACCUGGUCAAGCAGCAGCGGCUGGAGCUGGCCCAGCAGGAAAUGUUGCUCUUCCAUGAGCUCUCUGAGGACAACCUCUCCAUCACCAGCACUCUCUCCGGCUCGUCCUCGAGCGCGAAAUACGACCCUGACCAAAUCAAAGUGGAAAUAGCCUGUAGGCGAGAGCGGCUCUCCAGACUGAAGCAGGAGCUGGCCCAGGUGAAGCAGGAGCUGCAGUAUAAGGAAAUGGGAGUGGAGACCCUGCAGGAAAUCGACAGGAAGAUGUCCUGCAGCCAGACAAACUACAAGCUGGAUGAGGCUCAAGCCAUCUUCAACGAGCUGCGGAGCAUCAAGAAGGCCAUCAGCACGGGCGAGAAGGAGAGGCAGGACCUCAUCCAGAGCCUGGCUAAGCUGACUUUUAACUUCCAAAGCAAUCUGUCGAUCAGCGACCCGGCCGGCGAGGUGGCAAACAGCUCCGUAACCGCGGGCGACCCGUGCAGUCCGCAGCAGUUCUGCGAGACGGGCUGUCAGACGGACAUCAUGGGAGAGUGUGGUUCCCAAGAUUCCUCCCAUUUGGUGGACAAAGUGAAACUCAAUUGGCAGUAUGAAGAAGCCAAGAAAAAGGUGCAGAGCAUCCAGCACCAGCUCGCACAGCUGGACAGUGAGAGCUGGUCGGGGCGGGCGGAGGCGGACCGCGACCGCGACUUCAUGCAGCUGCUGCGCGAGAAGGAGGCGCUCCUGCAGGAGAUCAUCCUGCUGAGCAGGCAGCAGCAGCACCCGCAGGACACGCUGCUGCAGCUGGAGGAGAAGCGCUCCCUCCUGGAGGAGGAGGUGCAGAGGGCCCACAGCGCCCAGAGCCAGGGGGCCAAUCAGAGGAUCCUGCAGCAGGAGAAGAGGAACGUCCUGCUCCGGCAGCUGGAGGAGGCCACGCGCAUCACCACCUACCUGCACUCCCAGCUGAAGAGCCUGUCGGCCAGCUCCCUGACCGUGUCGUCCAGCAGCAGCCGCGGCUCCCUGGCGUCCAGCCGGGGCUCGCUGGCGUCCAGCCGGGGCUCCCUGAGCUCCAUCAGCUUCAGCGACAUCUACGGCCUCCCGCAGUACGAGCGGCUGGACGGCGCCGGGGAGCCGCUGGACCCCCACAUGCGCUACCUCCUCCCCCCGGAGGCCGCCUCCAGGGACUGCUCGGUGUUCACCCCCGACCCGCUGACCCAGAGCAAAAGCAAGCGCUCCCACGACACCCCCCAGUCCCUGGCCUCCCUCUCCUCCCGCUCCUCGCUCUCCUCCCUGUCGCCGCCCAGCUCGCCGAUGGACACGCCGUACCACUCCGCCCCCCAGGAGUGCCCCCUCACCCAGAUGACGGAGGAGUACAUGGAGCAGGCGGGCCGCGGGCUGCUGGAGGGCCUGCGGGCCCAGUCCCAGUCCCUGUCUCACACCGCCCUGCUGGGCGGCGAGGAGACGGCGAGCCCCGCCGCCGCGCACCAGCCGGACGCCAAGGCCCACAGGGACAGCGGGGCUCAGACCGCCUUCACCUCCACCGGAGUGACUCUGAGGGGAAACAGCGCCAACCGCAGUGGACGGAGAGCCAGGAGGGUCUCGGCCGGCGUCUCUGAGGACGCCCUGGCCACCGACAGCGGCGUGUUCGAAGCGUGGGGCAGGAGGGUGGAGGAGUACGAGGAGCUGUCCUACAUGAAGGACCUGUCGUCCGCGGGCGAGCCCACGCAGAUCCAGCUGGGGCUGCUGUGGGAGUCCUCGUCUCAGUCUCUCCGACUCCACCUUCUCCAGCUCAAGAAUAUGAAUUGCUCCAUUGUGAAAGAAGGCUCUAAAGUGUACGUGAAGGUGCACCUGAUCCCUCUGGACGCCAACCGGGCCUGUGCGUUCUACUGCUGCACGGCGCUGGAGCCGCAGAGCCAGAUGAGCUUUAACGAGGGCUUCCGCAUCCCGGUCCCAGCCAACGCCCUGGUGGUGUGCGCUCUGCAGCUGUCCGUCUGCUCGCUGGGCCUUCAGGCUCAGGAGGAGCUCCUGGGCACGGCCCAGGUCGGCCUGGCCGACUGCGAGGGCAGCGCGGAGAUGGUUUACCACUGGCUGCGCGUCCAGAUGUUAAACGGCCCCGAGGGGCAGCGGCCGGAGCAGAAGGGCACGGUCCACCGCAGACACCUGGACAUCCAGGACGAGGAGCACAGGCCCAGAGCCAUGGACACUCUGGGCAGUCUGCUGUCCCGUAACACCGCCGCCCAUCCGGAAGAGCGGGACGCACAGCUGGAGCUGCAGAGGCCGGAGAAGAAGGACGAGCGAGGGGAGGCCACGUCGGAGAGGAGCUGGCAGGCGGAGUCGGUGGACAGCGGCUGCAGCAACAGCACCGCCUUCACCACCCCCUACGCAGAGGCUCUGUGCGCGGAGGGCGCGUGCACGGCCACAGGGGGGCGCUGCAACCAGACGGCCAGCAGGCAGUACGCAGUGAAGGUGGAGAAGGCCACCAUGACGGAGGGCGUGUUCCCGGAGCCCAUGCGCGUGCGGCCCAAAGAGAGGGGGGGCCGCUGGGGCCACGCCUCCCCGUUCAUGCGCAGCAGCACCAUCGUCCGCUCCCAGACCUUCUCCCCCGGCGCCCGGAGCCAGUACGUCUGCAGGCUGUACCGCAGCGACAGCGACAGCUCCACGCUACCAAAGAAGUCCCCCUUCGUCAGAAACACGUUGGAGCGGAGGACGCUGCGCUAUAAGCAGCAGUCGUACCGCUCCUCCCUCGCCGAGAGGCCAACGCGCACCUCCCUGGACCUGGAGCUGGACCUCCAGGCCUGCCGCACCCGCCAGAGGCAGCUGGUGGAGGAGCUGAGCGCCCUGCGGGAGCUGAAGCUGCGGCUGGAGGAGCCGCAGGACGCCACCGAGCUCCCCCACUGGGCGCUGAGGGACGAGCGCUUCCGCUGCCUGCUCAGAGAGGCCCAGAGGCAGGGGGGGCUGCCGCUGACCGUUCCUACCGCUCCACAGGCCAACCAAAGCAAGCAGGAGCAGCGCCAAGAGGAGGCAGCAGAGAGGAGGCUGAGGAAGGCUUCCAAAGAGGUUUUGCAGAUGCGAGGGCAGAGCCAGAAGGAGCCUCUGCCCGUGCAGACGUUCAGAGAGAAGAUGGCUUUUUUCACAAGACCAAGGUUCAACAUACCUCCUUUACCGGCUGACGACGUAUGAGGGCUCGCCUCGGUGUCAUGUGACUAAAUAUGAAGUAUUUGUCCAACUAUCUGAGCUCAUGAAGUACAAAGGUUUUCCUACUAAGGCGGCAGGACGCGCGGCCUGCAGAUGAAGAUCCCAGUGUUCCCGUGUUCUGAAGCACCCACGUGGAAACGAGAACCUCGAACACACUAGAAUAUGCAGAUACUGACAGCCUGGCUGCACAGCUCCUUUGUGGGUUUUUUUUUUUGUUUUAGGGGGGCUUUGACUUUCAAACAAUAUCUCUGUUACUCCUGAGUUACUUUUGUUUGUGCUUACAAAAAAGCUGGAAGACGGGAACAAAAGUCAGUUUGGACAUAUUCACUGUACUGUAACUUAUUUUAUAGUACUUUUUCCUUGAAGGAAAUGCAAACAAAAAAAACUAAACAAACGCUUCCUGCUUUUUAAUUGUAUUUUGUAGCUUUGAACAAAUAGCACUUCAGUGUUUUUACAUGCAGUAAAUGGAACUAUUGUCUUGAUAUUUGUCUGUUACCUAAUUCUUAAGAGUUAUUUACAUCAAAUGUCACUGUGUAAUCCACUUUUAUUACAGAUGUCAGUUAUUUUGUGCUUAUGUUAUUAAAAUUAAUAUUAUUUCA